AUGUCUGUGACGCUGGCGGAUCCGUACCGAGAUUAUGCGCUUGAUUAUGCCCAACAUGCUAAACCGGAGGGGCAUGAGAACGCACUCGCCUACCAAACGCAGCAUUCGCAUCUUCAACGUCAUAAAGAGGCCAAAUCUCCGUUCCCGCAGGGGACCCCAAACAGCACGACAUACGAGCAACAUCAUGCAAGCACGACCGUUCUCCAAGCAGCAAAUCCUGACAUUUCCCAGUCCAUUGUUCUCACACCAGCGCACAUGCUCCCUAGACAGCUUCCGAUGCAGUAUACCCCUGCCACCUUCGAGAUCCCACCAGUUCAACGCGGCAAGAAGCGACCCCAUUCCGAGGCGGAAGGCGAAGGUAACUACGGGGACCAUGGAGUUCGCCCGCGCUUGUCAGCGCUUUCCACGCAGGCAUCUACAGAGACGGCACAAUCCCCACGGAUGCUCUUUUCUGUCCAAGGCGAUUCUUCACAGCAACAAGCACACCAUCAACAGCAACAGCAACCGCAACAACAACAACAACACCACCACCAUCACCACCACCAUCAUCAACCGAUGUCGAGCCACAGAUUCGGGCCGCCUGAGUCGAUGGCGCUGCCCCAACAACACCACCACCAUCGUCUACCCCCGCAGGCAUCGCUUCACUCUGCAGAGCGGCAUGGCAUGAAUGUGGAAACGUCUCCUAUUCAGUCUGGUCCACCAAGCGUGGUGGGCCAACCAGGCAUGCCUGAUCCGGCUCCCAGGCCUCGAGGUCCGAAACUUAAAUUUACACAAGAGGAGGAUGCCUUACUGGUUGAGUUGAAAGAGAACAAGAACCUGACGUGGAAGCAAAUAGCCGACUUCUUUCCCGGUCGAACGAGUGGCACGCUGCAAGUUCGUUAUUGUACCAAGCUGAAGGCAAAGGAUGUUACAUGGACGGAUGAGAUGGUUCAACGACUACAGCGUGCGAUACAAGAGUACGAGAAUGAUCGAUGGCGAAUAAUCGCAGGGAAGACUUCCGGAAAGGGGGGAAAUGCUACACUGGUGUUUGUAGUGCACCGUAGAAGCUCCGCAGCCAAUCAGUCGGGUCUGCUGAGUAAGACGCAGCGCACGACUCGGGAGGUUUGGGCGGCUCUCAGUCAGGUGCUCCAGUCGUCAGCGGGCCGAAACGGCUUCAAACUCACCUCGAACCUCCAAACUCCCUCUCCACCAACCCUCCUCCCUCCACUCAUCCAGCCGCGAUACCAUCAAUUGUCCAGGACAAUGUUCCUCCAACGCACAGCUUUUGCCCUUGCAAGGCGCGCCCCGGUCAGAGCCAUUGCUGCUCGUCCUUUUUCCUCCUCCGUCGUCCGCUGCAACAAGAAGUAUGAGGUGAAGAAGGAGGGCAAGAUUCUUCCUUUUGAAGAUAUCAAGGGUGAGGAUGACCUCAUUGCUCCGGGUGCUAAGCCCGGCACCGUCCCUACGGACGUCGAGCAGGCCACCGGUCUUGAGCGUCUGGAACUUGUCGGAAAGAUGCAGGGCAUUGACAUCUUCGACAUGAGACCCCUCGAUGCUUCCAGAAAGGGAACCCUUGACAACCCCAUCAUUGUCAAGAGCGCUGGUGACGAGCAGUACGCCGGUUGCACUGGAUACCCCGCAGACUCUCACCACGUCGUCUGGCUGACGGUAUCUCGUGAUCGUCCCAUUGAGCGCUGCGGCGAGUGUGGUAAUGUCGUCAAGCUGGACUAUGUUGGACCUGAGGAGGACCCCCAUGCUCACGAGCAUCACAGCCACCACCCCCCUCAGGAGGAGCCCAAGACUUUCGCCGACUACGUCAAGCCUGAGUACUGGUACCGGUAA
Messenger RNA from Aspergillus viridinutans, 1818 nucleotides. RefSeq lists its product as uncharacterized. NCBI's taxonomy places the organism in Eukaryota, Fungi, Ascomycota, Eurotiomycetes, Eurotiales, Aspergillaceae. The transcript is spliced from 8 exons. Gene Ontology annotation, biological process: mitochondrial electron transport, cytochrome c to oxygen. The coding region runs from base 1 to 1818 and encodes 605 amino acids. The record is from RefSeq and is a predicted model, not a curated record. Gene Ontology annotation, cellular component: mitochondrial envelope.